This is a messenger RNA of Saccostrea cuccullata (small rock oyster), 1128 nucleotides long. RefSeq lists its product as uncharacterized. The record is from RefSeq and is a predicted model, not a curated record. Bases 1 to 1128 code for a protein of 375 amino acids. The transcript has a single exon. Lineage: Eukaryota; Metazoa; Mollusca; Bivalvia; Ostreida; Ostreidae.
AUGGAUCGCGAAUAUUAUAAAUCAAUGUGUCUUUCUGUGUUAGAAAAUAGUUCAUACUAUGAAAAACAAUUUACAUACGAAAGUAAGAAGGUCAUGGAAAAACUCGAGACUAUCAUAGAUGAAUACGGACAAAAACUUACUGCCAAGGAAACCGCAUAUCUUUUGUCAUUUAACAUUAAAACCAGUAACUUUUAUGGUUUGCCAAAAAUACAUAAAAGCCAGACAAUUAAAAAUGAAUGUAAAAUUUCCAGAUCAACAUACAUAAGUGUUGCAAGUCCAGCUGAUCUCACAGUUAGACCCAUAGUUGCGGGACCAACAUGUGAAACUCACAGGAUAAGUAAUCUAUUGGAUAUAUUAUUGAAACCGUAUGUUACCAAAGUUCAAAGUUAUAUACGAGACACAGUAGAUUUCCUUAAUACAAUUCCUGAGAAAGUCAACCCUGAAUCCAUUUUGGUUUCAUUUGAUGUCACCAAUCUCUUUUCUAACAUUCCACAUGAUCUUGGACUCAUUGCAAUAGAACAUUGGAUAGACAGAUUUCCUAGUCUUUUGAAUGACAGAUUUCCGAAAAACUUUGUUUUAGAAAGCCUUCAAUUAAUCUUGGAAAAUAAUUUCAUGCAUUUUAAUGACAUAGUCUACAGACAAAAAUUAGGCACGGCAAUGGGAACCAAAGUUGCGCCAACUUAUGCUACACUUGUCCUAGGAUUCCUAGAAGAAAAACUGUAUUUAACCGUGAAAGAAAAAUUCGAGCAGGACUUUGAAAAUUUUAUUAGGAAGUCGUGGAUACGCUACUUAGAUGACUGUUUCGUCAUGUGGGACAAAAGUGAUGAUCAACUAAUGAAAUUUUUUAAUAUUCUCAAUACCCUGAGCCCUACAUUGAAAUUCACCAUGGACUCGGAUAGUAAUAAGUUAUCCUUUCUCGAUGUAAUGGUUAUUAAAAAAGAAAACCGUUUAAUAACGGAUGUUUUCUACACAAUAACAGAUACCAAACAAUACCUAAUAUUUGACUCUUGUCACCCUAGACACACCAGGAAUAAUAUCCCAUACAAUUUAGCCAGACGUCUUUGUACAAUAAUUUCCGAUGCAGCUCACAGAACUACAAGAACUACUCCUUCAAAGGCACUAUCCUAA